Loxodonta africana (African savanna elephant) is the source of this 1630-nucleotide messenger RNA. Its product is annotated as glutathione S-transferase Mu 4-like. The coding region runs from base 76 to 732 and encodes 218 amino acids. Gene Ontology annotation, molecular function: glutathione transferase activity. Gene Ontology annotation, biological process: glutathione metabolic process. The transcript has 8 exons. Lineage: Eukaryota; Metazoa; Chordata; Mammalia; Proboscidea; Elephantidae. The record is from RefSeq and is a predicted model, not a curated record.
CCGGGACCGCUUGGUAAAGUCCGACCUCAGCUCCCUUGACGUGGAUCAGCUGAGACCACCGCGGACACGUACACCAUGGCCAUGACUCUGGGUUACUGGGACUUCCGCGGGCUGGGACAUCCAAUCCGCCUGCUCCUGGAAUACACAGACUCAAACUAUGAGGAGAAGAAGUACACGAUGGGGGACGCUCCAGACUAUGACAGAAGCCAGUGGCUGAAUGAGAAAUUCAAGCUUGGCCUGGACUUUCCCAGUCUGCCCUACUUGAUUGAUGGGGCUCGAAAGAUCUCCCAGAGCAAUGCCAUCCUGCGCUACAUUGCCCGCAAGCACGACCUGUGUGGGGAGACAGAAGAGGAGAAGAUCCGCAUGGACAUUCUGGAGAACCAGGUUAUGGACUUUCGCAAUGACCUCUCCAGAGUGUGCUACAGCCCUGACUUUGAAAAACUGAAGCCGCAGUACUUGGAGGAGCUCCCUGACAAGAUGAGGCUCUUCUCAGAGUUCCUGGGGAAGCGGCCAUGGUUUGCAGGGGACAAGAUCACCUUUGUGGAUUUCCUUGCUUAUGAUGUCAUCGAACGGAGCCGUAUCUUUGAGCCUAAGUGCCUGGACACGUUCCCAAACCUGAAGGACUUCAUAGCCCGCUUUGAGGGCCUAGAGAGGAUUUCUGCCUACAUGAAGUCCAGCCGCUUCCGCCCACGUCCUGUCUUUGGAAAGGACUCUUUGUGGGACAAUAAGUAGGGCCUGUAAAUACAGGAGGUGGGAGGAGAAGCCAGUCCUGUGCCUGUUCCCUGGAGAACACCUGCCCCUCUCCCCUUCUCCUCCCCCCACCCCAGCACCAGCCCUCUCCUCCCUUUCCGUUCUUUUCACUCUGUUCCCCUCCUCAAGGUCUUAUUUGCCUCCUUUUCUCCACUCCAACCCCACCUUGUUCAGGCCCUUGAAAGCCUCAGCUCCCACUUCCCUUCAGCAAAGUCCCCCUCCUGACCUCUCUUGUCCCUGCACCAAAGCCAACAAGACUGCCAUUUCCCUCAGUGUUGCCUUUGCUCAGAUGAGCACCUGACCCCUGGCCUGUAGGGCUCAGCCCUGAGCUCCCUGCUCUGCCCUGAGAGACCAGUAUGGCUGGUGGUGUGUGGGCCCUGCCCCAGCGUGGUCCCUGGCCCAGCCCUGUCUGAUCCAUAGGUAAGGGUUGGGCCACACCUGCUGUGUCUUGUCCUCUUGGCUGCCUGGAUACCGGACUAACUCUGGUAGUGGUGGUAGUGGGAAAAGGUGUCUUCCAUUUGUUUUCUGGUGUCCAGGGCAGGACCUGGGUUGAUGCAGGGGCCGGUGGGGAGAAUAGAGUUGUAAGUGUUCUUGCUCAUUUCUGUCCCCUCUCUAUGUCCCUCUGGCCCUCACCAUGGGGCUCUCCACAGGAGGCUCCUCUGUGCCUGGGGCCUUCAUUCAUUCAGCUUUCAUCAUGUCCCUGAGAACCUGUGUAUGUGAUUCUGAGGGUGGUAGGGUGGUGGGGAGUGGAUUGAGCAGUCCACAGGGUGUGGGGUUCAGGGGGACUACCCUCUUCACCCUCUCCUAGAAGUUUUCACUGAUUCAGAUGCCCCUCCUCUCUCUUCUCACAAUAAAUCUCGACAGAACGUAUCCCACUGUA